Messenger RNA from Scylla paramamosain (green mud crab), 1534 nucleotides. RefSeq lists its product as uncharacterized. Lineage: Eukaryota; Metazoa; Arthropoda; Malacostraca; Decapoda; Portunidae. Bases 292 to 1239 code for a protein of 315 amino acids. The record is from RefSeq and is a predicted model, not a curated record. Gene Ontology annotation, cellular component: extracellular matrix. The transcript has 3 exons.
GUGUUCCUCCCAUCACGGUCACUGAGAGGGAAGGAGUGCAGGGAUGAACUGAGGAAUGACCGGCUGCGUCACUGCUCUCAACCACAGCAGCCCGCACCAAACAACCCUCCACAGCCAUACUUUUCGCCAUUCUUCGCCUCUAACAACCCCGGUCGGUGGAUUUGCAAUACCAUGAAGCAGGCCUUGAGUAACGUGGCAUGCAGGCUGGCGAUGCUGCUUGUCAAGGAGGGGGUCAGUAUAUAGCGGCGCGGCGACUGACACGCGGCAGACACAACUGGAAGAGCUCACGCUAUGGUUUCCUACGCGGUGGUGGCGCUCCUGGUGGUGGGCGCGGCCGUGGCUCAUCCCGAGGGAGGUGCCGGCGGGGGAGUCUUCAGGAGCGGAGGCGGCGGCAGUGGCGGUCGAGGCCUGAUCAUCCUUGAGACCACGGAAGGAGGUGGCGACUAUGACGGCGGCACUGAUGUCGACUAUGGGGGUGAUGGGGUUGUUGGCGUCGGCUUUGGUGGUGGCAGUGGUGGUGGUGUAGUUGGUAUCGGCUAUGGUGGUGGUGGUGGUGAAGAUGGUGGCGACGUUAUUGGUUCAGGCGUCGUUGGCAUCGGCCAUGGCGGCGGUGUUUAUAGAACUGGUAGUGGCGUUGUUGGUGUCGGCUAUGGUGGUGGUAGUGAUGGUGGUGAGGGUGGUGGAUUUGGUGUCGGCUAUGGUGGUGGUAGUGAUGGUGGUGAGGGUGGUGGAUUUGGUGUCGGCUAUGGUGGUGGUAGUGAUGGUGGUGAUGGUGGUACAUUUGGCGUCAGUUAUGGUGGUGGUGGUGAUGGUGGUGAUGGCGUCAGCUAUGGUGAUGGUGGUGGAUUUGGCGUCAGCCAUGGUGGUGGUGGCGGUGGUGGUAGAUUUGUCAUCAGCUAUGUUGGUCGUGGUGAUGGCAGUGAUGGCGUUAGCUAUGGUGGUGAUGGAGUCGGUUAUGGUGGUCGUGGCAGCGGAGGAGACUACAGCUACGUCAUCAUCAACAGACUCAGCCCCUACACCUACAACUAUGGCGUUCAGGCGGGCCCCAGGAACUUCGGUCAGAAGGAGGAAGGUGACGGAAAGAAUGCCAAGGGCUACUACUACGUUGCUCUGCCCGAUGGCCGCCUGCAGAUGGUGUCUUACGUGGCGGACAGCAGCGGCUACCACCCCUCUGUGAGCUACUACCCAGCCGCCGCCUCUUCCUCCUCCUCCUCCUCCUCCUCAGGUUAUGACUACUAGCCGCCACAUGCCGCCCCAAAAUAUUCGUCAAGGAUAUUCCAGCAUGACGCACCUCGCUGUUCUGUACAUGAUUCAUUCUAACUUCUAAGCAAAGGCAUGAGUUCAGCCCCACAUGUCUAGCUUGUCAAGAAAGUGGUUCUCAUUUUUUUUUCUUCAUCACUGGCAACACGUUUCUUAGCUGGGAUUCAUCACAAUGAAUGCAUGUCCGCCGCAAGGUGCAACUAUAAAGAAGGUUGUCCUGGGCUCCACGUUACACUCUCAUGUAAUGUCAUAAAAAACAAGAGAAAGUUGUUUC